AUGACUACUCCUGUGACCCUUCUCAGCUAUCUCGCCGAUCUGCCGGACCAAGAUGGCAGCGCAAAGGUCUGGAAAAAGGUAGCCCAAGAAGCUAUUGGAAAAUCACAAUUCGAUGAGUUGACCAUUCGAGAUAUUCAGAAGCGUUCAGCAGAGCGCACCGGGGACCAGCCCCCUAUCGCCGUCACUAAUCUUCCUCGAUAUAUUGUUUCUGGCCAAAUCUCUGACUCGUUUCAAUUCACUACGAAGGAUUCAUUUCCGCCUUGGACCGCUAAAAUAUCUUCGGGUCAGCCCCUCAUUGGGCAGAAGGGUUCGAUCAUCGAACUGGGCAAGAUGUCCGAGAAUGAUGGAUGGGUCGCAGUUCUCAUGGGACGAGUCCGAAUCGCAGACCAAAUUCCGUCUAACAAGGACAGCGCGUUUAAAGAGACGCACCUAUCUCUAGAUGCGGGCAAGUGGCAUUACAUCAUUGAGAAGUCCUACCAAAGUGCGUUAUUGCUUGAGGAGGACUCUAUUGUCCUGUUUGGUACCAUCGAGCGUAAUCUAUUUGUGAAUGACCCUCCGCCCGAACAAAAAGAUCAAACCGACAAUCCUUAG
Truncatella angustata is the source of this 591-nucleotide messenger RNA. RefSeq lists its product as uncharacterized. The record is from RefSeq and is a predicted model, not a curated record. The transcript has a single exon. Bases 1 to 591 code for a protein of 196 amino acids. Lineage: Eukaryota; Fungi; Ascomycota; Sordariomycetes; Amphisphaeriales; Sporocadaceae.